This is a messenger RNA of Camelus dromedarius (Arabian camel), 1800 nucleotides long. RefSeq names its product solute carrier family 35 member B3 (gene SLC35B3). The record is from RefSeq and is a predicted model, not a curated record. Bases 57 to 1331 code for a protein of 424 amino acids. Gene Ontology annotation, molecular function: 3'-phosphoadenosine 5'-phosphosulfate transmembrane transporter activity. Gene Ontology annotation, biological process: transmembrane transport. Lineage: Eukaryota; Metazoa; Chordata; Mammalia; Artiodactyla; Camelidae. Gene Ontology annotation, cellular component: endoplasmic reticulum membrane; Golgi membrane. The transcript has 10 exons.
GCCACUGCGCGUGCGCAGGCGGACACCUAGGCGGAAAUGGCCCGCGGGCGCCGGGGAUGCGAGCAGCUUGUGAGGAGGCGGCGGCCGCAGUGGAAAGUGCAGGCGUAGGCCAGGAGGAGAAGCAGGAGGACUUGUCUCCUCCGGCAAAAGAAAGACUGAACAAAGGAGAGGAAACCAACAAAGAAAACUUUGGAAGCACUGAAUGUGGCAAAAUAAGAACAAUGGAUCUCAAGUUCAACAACUCCAGGAAAUAUGUUUCCAUCACCGUCCCAUCCAAAACCCAAGCAAUGUCACCACACAUCAAGUCAAUAGAUGACAUUGUAGUACUUGGCAUAAAUCUCAGCAGAUUUAACAAACUUACUCAGUUUUUCAUAUGUGUUGCUGGAGUUUUUGUAUUUUACCUUAUUUAUGGAUAUUUACAGGAAUUAAUAUUUUCAUUGGAGGGUUUUAAGCUCUAUGGCUGGUACCUUACUUUAGUGCAAUUUGCAUUUUACUCCAUAUUUGGCCUAAUAGAACUUCAGCUUAUUCAGGACAAAAGGAGAAGAAUACCAGGAAAAACCUACACGAUAAUAGCUUUUCUAACUGUGGGUACUAUGGGGUUGUCAAACACUUCCUUGGGCUACCUGAAUUACCCUACCCAAGUCAUCUUCAAGUGCUGCAAAUUGAUUCCUGUUAUGCUAGGAGGAGUUUUUAUUCAAGGAAAGCGUUACAAUGUUGUGGACGUGUCUGCUGCCCUGUGUAUGAGCCUCGGCCUGAUAUGGUUUACCCUGGCUGACAGCACGGUUGCCCCUAACUUCAACCUGACAGGUGUGAUGCUCAUUUCCCUGGCACUGUGUGCAGAUGCUGUCAUUGGAAAUGUCCAAGAAAAAGCUAUGAAACUGCAUAACGCUUCUAAUUCGGAAAUGGUUUUGUAUUCGUAUUCCAUCGGUUUUGUGUACAUUCUGUUGGGACUGACCUGCACUAGCGGACUAGGCCCCGCAGUGACAUUUUGUUCAAAGAACCCAGUUCGGACCUAUGGUUACGCUUUCCUUUUCUCCCUCACUGGGUAUUUUGGAAUCUCCUUUGUUCUGGCUUUGAUUAAAAUCUUUGGCGCACUCCUUGCGGUAACAGUGACAACGGGAAGAAAAGCAAUGACCAUUGUCCUUUCCUUUAUGUUCUUUGCCAAACCAUUCACAUUUCAGUAUGUAUGGUCUGGUUUAUUAGUUGUCCUUGGUAUAUUUCUCAACGUUUAUAGCAAAAAUAUGGAUAAAAUAAGACUGCCAUCAGUAUAUGAUCUGAUAAACAAAGCAAUGGAAGUGAGAAAGUCAAGGACGUUGGCACAAACUGUAUAGGCGGUGCUUCGCCCUUUAAAACAGAACUCUAAGGGAACAAUCAUCAAUUAAUUAACUUUCCAAAGGGACUGUUAUAAAAGCCAGAGGAUCCGAAGGCGUGCUGUUCAUUUGUGGUUGGGUUACGUGUGAAGUCAGCCUUUCUUCAGAACCCUUGUUUGAAUGUUUGACUUCAGAAGCCAUCAAGAGUCAGUCAGCCAGGCACAGCCUAGAAUAAGACGUCAGUGUGAAGGACUCUAAGCUUGGCCGUCUGUUGAGAAGUUCACCGGACGUGGACCGUGUUGGAAGACUGACGGGAUGCCAGUAUGACGUAUCAAAGAAAUUGAUACGUAAAACCAGAUGGUUUUUUUCAUUCCGUUUUGGUGGUGUUAUUUAAACUGAUUCUCUGUUAUAAGAGUGAACUGAUGAUUUGAAGUCCAGAGGGAAUAACUUCAUUAUAAAUAAAAAUUAUCCUGUGAUUUUUUUAAAAUAA